GAUUCUGAAAUGAUUAGUUUGACUGAAGCUGAUUUCCUCCUGGCGCCCGGUUACCGCUGUAAGUCGCUGUUGCUGUGAUUGUCCUCUAGAUGGCAGUAGUACACAGCACACUGAUAGCGGAGGCGCUGGAGGAGAAGCUCAGAACAAGCAACAUUAAACUCGUGUUGAAGAUGAGAAGAAACAAAGAGGCUACACUUCAGCUUUUAUCAACUCUAGAGAGAUUAUUUAGCGAACACGACACAACUCCUGCCUUUCUUCAUUAUAUCCUGGCUCUUGACUGUCAAUUCUUCUGUGAAAGCGAUCAGGAAUAGCGGACCUUUACCGUGUUCAUAUGUAAACAGACCUGAUGGAGGACACACACCGUCAUGAGAAAAUGAGUGGACAAACUGACUCACUGAAGAGAAAAGACAAAGAACGUGUCACCUGCACUCAGUGUGGAAAGAGUCUAACAAACAAACAAAGUCUCAAGAGUCACAUGAUGAUCCACACUGGAGAGAAACCAUUCACAUGCACCCAGUGUGGGAAGAGUUUCAGAGAAUCAUCAAACCUUAAUAAUCACAUGAGGAUCCACACUGGAGAGAAACCGUUCACAUGUACUCAGUGUGGGAAAAGUUUCAGAGUAUCAUCAAACCUUAAAAAACACAUGAAAAUCCACACUGGAGAGAAAACACACAAAUGUGAUCAGUGUGGAAAAACAUUUUUAAGGGCUUCGCACCUGAAGAGCCACCUUAGAGUUCAUACAAAGGAGAAGCCUUAUCCAUGCUCUGUUUGUGGAAAAAAUUUUACACGUCAAGAAAGUUUAAGAAAUCAUCAGAAGAUCCACACCGGUGUGGGAGAGUACAGGUGCUUUGAGUGUAACAAGACCUUUUGUAGGGCUGAAAAUUUGAAAAUACAUGAGAGAAUUCACACUGGAGAGAAACCGUACAUUUGUUCACUGUGCAAUAAGAGUUUCAAUCAGUUUGCACAUAUGAAAACACAUGCGAGAGUUCACACUGGAGAGAAACCUUACAAGUGUUCAUACUGUGAGAAGAGAUUCACUGAUUCAGGAGAUCUAAGAAAACAUGUGAGGGUUCACACUGGAGAGAAACCCUACAAGUGUUCAGACUGUGACAAGAGAUUCAGUGAUUUAGGUAAUCUGAGAAAACAUGAGAGGAUUCACACGGGAGAGAAACCUUACAUUUGUUCACAUUGCGACAAGAGAUUCAGUGAUUUAGGAAACCUAAAAAAACAUGUGAGGAUUUACACUGGAGAGAAACCUUACAAGUGUUCGUACUGUGACAAGAGAUUCAGUGAUUCAGGAAAUCUGAGACAACAUGAAAGAGUUCACACUGGAGAGAAACCUUACAAGUGUUCACACUGUGAUAAGAGAUUUAGUGAUUCAGGAAAUCUGAGACAGCACGAGAAGAUUCACACUGGAGAGAAACCUUACAAGUGUUCACACUGCGACACAAGAUUCAGACAGUUAGGAGGCCUGAAAACACAUGAGAGGACUCACACCGGAGAGAAACCUUAAAGUGGUAGUCCACAGUGUUUUUUUAAAGCUGUAAUUGCGUUUAUGGGCUGCAAAAGAAUUUGUUCGUGAUUCAUUUGUAAAAAAAAAA
Messenger RNA from Danio rerio (zebrafish), 1601 nucleotides. Lineage: Eukaryota; Metazoa; Chordata; Actinopteri; Cypriniformes; Danionidae. The record is from RefSeq and is a predicted model, not a curated record.